AUGGGCCACCUCGCACAUAUCGAAACCGUCAUGGAAGCUUACGACGACAUCCUCUACCACUAUAAAUAUGACGACGAGCAUCCCUUGAAUAUGCCAAAGAAAGAAGUCAUUGUGCAACAAAAGGCGGAUUUCAACUUCUGGGCAAUACAUUCGGGCGUAUGCAUACCAGAACUUGACCUUAAACACGAGUUCGAACGGGAAGCAUUAAAAGAACUUGACACCUUCAUCGUGACUGCACAUAAACUCGAGAGACUAUAUCAAGAAGAUUCAAGUCCGGCUGUCACAUGGUUGGCAGAUGAGUAUGUGGCCUCGUUGUCACAAAUGCUGAGCCAGCUGGCUCAUAUAUUCGGCGUACUUGUGCCUUCGUUGCAGAAUACAGCAACGGGUUCUGGGCAGUCAACUGGAGCUUGA
Molecule: messenger RNA, 411 nt
Organism: Fusarium tjaetaba
Lineage: Eukaryota; Fungi; Ascomycota; Sordariomycetes; Hypocreales; Nectriaceae
Exons: 2
Coding region: 1-411 (136 amino acids)
Source: RefSeq, a predicted model, not a curated record